Molecule: messenger RNA, 1304 nt
Organism: Cynara cardunculus var. scolymus (artichoke)
Lineage: Eukaryota; Viridiplantae; Streptophyta; Magnoliopsida; Asterales; Asteraceae
Product: haloacid dehalogenase-like hydrolase domain-containing protein Sgpp
Exons: 6
Coding region: 128-970 (280 amino acids)
Source: RefSeq, a predicted model, not a curated record
UUGGCUAUCAUCAAUUCCCUUUAGAGUUACGAUUCCGAUGUAGGAUUACAACUUAGAAACGCCCAAAAACAGAGAGCUCCACAAACUUUGGGGAAGAAAGCGGAGCUCCACAUUUGAAGCAGCAAAAAUGGCAGCAAUUGCUACUCCUCUUCAUCUCUUCUCUACUAAUAAUAAUCCAUUUGUAUGCAGAAAACCAAAUUUCUCCACUUCAAUCCCAUCUGCUUUCUCCGUUUCAUCCAAGUCCUACCCGAUUAACAGCAAUGCUUCAUUAUCUUUCAUUGCUCCUCUUGAAGCAAUCCUUUUCGACAUUGAUGGAACUCUUUGUGACUCUGAUCCUCUCCAUUUUUACGCCUUCCGAGAUAUGCUCCACGAGAUAGGAUUUAAUGACGGAUCUCCCAUUGAUGAGGAAUUCUUCAUAAAUAACAUUAGUGGCAAGCAUAACGAAGAGCUUUGUGAUGUUCUUCUUCCGGAAUGGGAGGUCGAGAAAGCCAUGAAAUUCAUGGUUGAUAAGGAAGCUUUGUUUCGAAGGUUAGCAGCCGAACAAUUGGAACCCAUAAGUGGCCUGGACAAGUUAUGUAAAUGGGUAGAAGAUCGUGGCCUGAAACGGGCUGCGGUUACAAACGCCCCAAGAUCAAACGCCGAGUUGCUGAUCUCAAUGCUUAAACUCGAAGAUUUCUUUGAAGUCAUUAUUCUAGCGGAAGAAUGUGCAAGAGCGAAACCUUUUCCUGAUCCUUACGUGAAGGCUCUAAAUGCACUUCAAAUUUCCCCAAAUCGCACAUUUGUGUUUGAGGAUUCUGUUUCUGGGAUUAAAGCAGCAAAUGGAGCCGGGAUGCCGGCAGUUGGCAUGGCUAGUAGAAACCCGGAACAAAUGCUACUCGAUGCUGGGGCAACGUUCGUUAUCAAGGACUACAAUGACCCAAAAUUGUGGGGAAAUUUAGAGGAGAUAGUACAGCAAAAGCUACCUCUUUGAUCCAGGUGUGCACAAGUGGAUACGGUCAUAUGGAUGUUCAAAUACGUAAGUAAUAUUUCUGAAUCUAUUUAACAUGUGACAUUUGCAUCACAUGUCUGUUUUGAAUAUCCUUCAGAUGCAUAUCCGAAAUAGGAUAUCCAAUAGGCUAAUUGGAUGCAUCCAACAUUUACACCCUGAAGAAGAAUAUGGUUACAUAGAGUAACAAGCUGUCUCAUGUAAAGAAAACAUGCCAAAAGUUGUGGGUAAAUACACCAGCAGUAUAAGAAAUAUAUGUAUUUACUUGGUAUAAUAUUUGUCCUCAGAAAUUGGAAACUUGUGUGAUAUUUAUACCAAA